UGCUGUCUGAAGGUGAUAACUUCACUUCUGCUUUGAGCAACGUAAACUCAAAACAGCACGCCAAAACUCUUUGGAGCUCCGCUCUCGACUCGCCGGACGCUGAGCUUUUAUGCAUAACUUUUUAGUUCCACAUAAAAGAUUUUUUUUUUUUAAAACAAGGACCGUAAAAAAAAGCUGUCGUCGAGGCUGUCAUGUUGAACACCGACGAAAGUUCCUGGUUAGCGGGCUCGCAGCUGACCAGCUCCAUUCCGCAGCCACCGGGGCCUCAGUGGUGCUCCGAUGCCCCUCACCCACAGCUGAAGAUCCCGGGUGGGCGAGGGACAGUCAGGGAUCACUCUCUCGGCAUACUACUACACAAGGAUGAGAGGUUGACUGUGACACAAGCCACGGAGGUGAACAGGAACCCUUCACUGCUGCGCUUCCACUUCCAGCUGAGUGAGCGCCGCUCGGCCUUCUGGGAUACGGGUCUGUCGGAAGAUAACCUCUUCCUGGAGAUUCCUCCGGGCCCGCUGGUCGAGGGCAGCAAAGAGGGGCUUACCGCUCUGCUGGAGUUUGCGGAGGAGACGUUAAAGGUGAACUCUGUCUUCCUGUGGUUCCACAAAGGCCGAGAAGAUCGAUUGUCCAUCAUCAAGACGUUCCACUACAUGGGCUUCGAGAUGGUGAAGCCAGGCGACCCUUCGGUUCCAGUCCGGCCCGACUUGGCCUUCAUGGUUUUCUCUCUGGACAACAACAGCAGCAGCAGCUCUGACGAGGAGUGAGCCAACGUUGAAACUUUUCUACUCCUUCCCUUUUCCUAUUGCUUUUGGGAUUGAGGGUCUUUCCCCCCCCCCCCCCCCCCCCCCCCCCCCUUUUUUUUUCCUCCCCCCACUCUCUCCAUGUCCCUCUGAGACUGCGAGCCAAGUCGCUUGAAACUAACUUGUCACAUGCCAGCUUUUUCCUCCCCCCUUUCCAGCCUUUUUUUGGAAGGGGAGGGGGGGCACACACACACACACACUGUCGACGACAGAGUGUUCAGCGAAAUGACCUUUUGAAGAUGCUCAUAGCACCCCUCAUAUUGUUUUAAGAGGAGACUUUAAUAACCUUGUGACUAUCAUUGUCAACGAUCCACGGUCGACUAAACGGUCAAAUUUAACCUUCAUGGGCCAUUCCGACAAAACAUCACGUCAAUCGCGAGUCACUGACCGGUCUAUUUUCGACAUCAGCAGGGAUCCCGGUUCAGUAAACUGUUAACUUGCAGAUUCUAAGGAGUCUCUUUGAACCUUCGUGCAACAUUCUGGCACAUCCCAUAACAAGUCAUUGGCCGGUCUAGAUUUACAUCAACAAAGGUCAAGAGUCACUAAAAUUGUUACUGUAACUUUAUUUAAAAAAAUAAUAAUAAUUUGACGUCGGAAUGGUGCAUUUGCUAGUUAUUAUGGUUCAUCAGAAGUCAUUGGUCUGUCUAGUUUAUUGACAUCAACAUAGAUCAAGGGUCGGUUGACAUAAACAAGGAUCAGGGGUCAAACUGUAACCAUGUAGAGCUGAAACACAAAAUGUAAUCUUUGACUUUUAAGGUACCAUUCAGGUCAGUCAUUCUAUUCCAGGUGUGUCAAACUCAUUUUUGGCGCAGGCCACAUCCUAGUUAUGGUUUCCCUCAGACGGCUCUUAUGACUGUGAAACUGUAUAAAUAUAUAAUCGCCUUAUCUUUUUAAAUACACAACAAACUGAUGGAUAACUAGUUUUGAAAUCAGAAGCUAAUAAACUGUUCAGCUAUUAUUAAUUUUAUUUUAAAAGGGGGACCGGUAACCAAAAAUGCAUGCAAUUCUCAAUCAAUUGUGGCAUUUUAGCGGUAAACAUGAAGCCGACGCACAUGAUUUGCUUUCGUGGGCCACAUUAAAUGCUGUGGCGGGCCGGAUCUUGAUUUUGACACCAACCAGUAAGUCAUUGGUUGGUCUAGUUUAUCAACCUCAAGGGUUGCAUGUGACAAAAACUGUUACCAUGUAGAUUUGAAACAAAAAUGCAUGUUACAUAAGAGAUGACAAGGAUGGAGGGGCAAUCAACUGUUAGCAUUAUCUAUUUAAAAAAAAUCAUUUAAUUCAUGAAUUAAUAAUUUUGGCAAUCAUUCAAGUCAUCCAAAAUUAUUAGCCGGCCUCAUUCAAUAUAAACAAAGUUGGCGGAGCAAUAAAACACUUAAUAUGUCGGUUAUUAUUAUUUUAUAAAGUCUCAUUCAAAAUUCAUGCACUAUUCUGGCAACUGUCAGUCAUCGUAGUCUGACAGAAGUCAUUGGCUGGUCCAACCGAGUCUUUCCGCACCAGGAGUGUUCGAGUUUGUUCCUUUUGAGUCUUAAGGAGGAAAGUGUUUGUUUUCACCCCCCAAAAUUGUGUGUACGUGCGGAAAGAACACUUCAGGGUAUUAUGAUAUAUGCAAUUAGAUUUCACAUUGCAGGAGGUAUCUUGCAGACACUUUAUGAUAAUUUUUUAUUAUUUUUUUUUAAAUUAGCACUUUGAACACAAUGCCAAAGAAGCUUUUAUCUUGGCUGGGAGGGGGGGGGGGGUCUUUUGUUUCUAAACAUCUUCCAGGUCUGCUCAAUAUUAUGCAUUUUCUCUCAAGUCUAUUUUUUAUGUAUAUUUCUCUAUAUGGUCAUAGUUGAGGUAUUUAUUGUUUUGUUUUUCUCCGGGAACAUAGGUUCCUUUGGAUGACAAGCCACACUUGUACACUGUGGGUAAACUUGUCUCUUGUGUUGGGGAAAAGAAGUGUAAAAAGAAAAAAAAGAAAUAAAAUGGAUACAAAUGUU
This is a messenger RNA of Phycodurus eques (leafy seadragon), 2770 nucleotides long. It is a transcript of the gene oaz2a, whose product is annotated as ornithine decarboxylase antizyme 2a. Gene Ontology annotation, biological process: positive regulation of protein catabolic process. Gene Ontology annotation, cellular component: cytoplasm; nucleus. Gene Ontology annotation, molecular function: ornithine decarboxylase inhibitor activity. Lineage: Eukaryota; Metazoa; Chordata; Actinopteri; Syngnathiformes; Syngnathidae. The record is from RefSeq and is a predicted model, not a curated record.